AACUUUUUAUAUUACGUUUCUGUUAGUGUUAGCAGAAGAGACAGAGAAGUAAACAAACCCUAGUGAAGGAAGAGAUGAUUCGCAGAAUCAUCGCAGUGGUGAGCAGAUCAUACUACACGAGCAGGUCGAAGAAACCGAGCCUGUACUCGAAAAUCAGCCCCCUCGGGAAUCCCAACACUAGUGUGGUACCGGUGCUCGACGAUUGGGUGUUCAAGGGGAACAAGCUUCGUGUCGCAGAACUUCAACGCAUCAUUCGUGACCUUCGCAAACGCAGUAGGUUCUCCCAAUCCCUCCAGAUAUCUGAGUGGAUGCACAACAAAGGUGUGUGCAUAUUUUCUCCAACGGAAUAUGCCGUGCAUUUGGAUCUGAUUGGCAAGGUUCAUGGAUUCUCUUCUGCAGAAACCUAUUUUGAUGCCUUGAAGGAUCAACACAAAACCAAUAAGACCUACGGUGCUCUCUUGAAUUGCUAUGUUCGCCAGCGCCAAACCGAUAAGGCGCUGUCCCAUUUGCAGAAAAUGAAGGACUUGGGGUUUGCUUCAUCGCCUCUGACUUAUAAUGACAUUAUGUGUCUGUAUACAAAUAUUGGACAGCAUGAGAAGGUUCCGGAUGUGCUUCGUGAGAUGAAACAAAACCAAGUCUUGCCAGACAACUUCAGCUACAGGAUCUGUAUAAAUUCUUAUGGUGUGAGGUCUGAUUUUGGUGGAGUGGAAAGAGUAUUGAAAGAGAUGGAGACUCAGCCAAACAUUGUCAUGGACUGGAAUACUUAUUCUAUUGCGGCCAAUUUUUACAUAAAAGCAGGACUUACAAGGGAUGCGGUUUGUGCCCUAAGGAAAUCUGAGGAAAGGCUGGACAACAAAGAUGGCCAGGGUUACAAUCAUCUCAUCUCUCUUUAUGCCCAACUUGGACUGAAGAAUGAGGUCAUGAGAAUAUGGGAUCUGGAGAAAAAUGCUUGCAAGAGGUGCAUAAACAGGGAUUUCACGACCUUGUUAGAAUCUCUUGUAAAGCUUGGGGAGCUCGAUGAAGCUGAGAAAAUACUCAAGGAAUGGGAAUCCUCUGACAAUUGUUAUGAUUUUGGAAUCCCAAGUAUUGUAAUCAUUGGGUAUUCACAAAAAGGUUUGCACGAGAAAGCCUUAGCCAUGCUUGAAGAGUUACAAAACAAGGAAAAGGUCACCACCCCAAACUGUUGGUCUAUAGUGGCAGGUGGAUACAUUCACAAGGGUGAGAUGGAGAAAGCAUUUAAGUGCUUUAAAACAGCCCUCUCUUUGUACGUUGAAAAUAAAGGAUGGAAGCCAAACGCAAAGGUGAUUGCAGAACUAUUGCGUUGGAUUGGUGAUAAUGGCAGUGUUGAAGAUGCAGAAGUUUUGGUCAGCUUAUUAAGAAAUGCCGUCCCAGUGAAUAGACAAAUGUAUCACACCCUAAUCAAGACUUAUAUACGAGGUGGAAAAGAAGUGGACGACCUUUUGGGCCGCAUGGAAAAAGAUGGCAUCGAUGAAAACAAAGAAACUAAGAAAAUCAUUAACAAGAAGAAUGCUUAAAGUGAUGCAGUUAGGGACCAAUUUGAAAGAGUAAAACAUUGGGAGAAGUUACGUUUGUUCACCUUUUCUCCCUGGUCAUCCAGGUCUUCAAGGUCCUCAGUCCUUACGUAUGAACAAAGAUGAUUCCAUGCCCACCAAAAAUGAAGCUCUGACGGGAUGUGGUAUCCAAAUCUUCUCGUUCACAUCCUCAGCACAUGCAUCCAGAAAUUAAAUCUGUCUUCUCUUAACAAAUUUUUGCAAGGGGCAGCUCUGGUAUAAUCCGAGGAUAAUACUCCUUCACGGGAUUUCAAAGAAGCUCAUGGAAAUACGAGGUGGGGGUCAAAUGUUUGCAGGUUCAGAGUGAGAGAACAAGAGCAAGUUGGACUCCUCGUAGGUUGCUGUAAAAACUGCGGGACAUGCCAAAUCAAGAUCACUUUCAACUCUUUCUCUGCUUUUCUUCACAACAUCCAAUACAAAAUGUUCUUUUAUUUAUUUAUAUAUUUCAAUGGAUGCUUUGUUUAGUGGCUACAAGCCAACAACAUUUUUAGUUUCAUAAUAAUCAAUGCUUCAAGUUAGAGCUGAGUUUUUAUUGUCAAUGUGGUAUAUGGAAUGAUUAAAUGAGUCACUUAUAUUUUAUUUGGCAUUAAGCACGACUAUCUGAGUAUGAUGUCUGAAUUGGCUCUAUGAGAUUGUCAAAUUAGAUGUCACCUUAUGUUGUUGUAGAUGAGAUAUUCUUUUGACCACAUCAAUAUAUGCGUGUAUUCCUUGA
Molecule: messenger RNA, 2283 nt
Organism: Glycine soja
Lineage: Eukaryota; Viridiplantae; Streptophyta; Magnoliopsida; Fabales; Fabaceae
Product: pentatricopeptide repeat-containing protein At4g21705, mitochondrial
Exons: 2
Coding region: 75-1535 (486 amino acids)
Cellular component (GO): mitochondrion
Molecular function (GO): protein binding
Source: RefSeq, a predicted model, not a curated record